AUGGCGAAAGUCCAGUGGUACAUUGGCGAAAGUCCAGUGGUACAUUGGCGAAAGUCCAGUGGUACAUUGGCGAAAGUCCAGUGGUACAUUGGCGAAAGUCCAGUGGUACAUUGGCGAAAGUCCAGUGGACUCUCGCAAAUUGGCGAAAGUCCCCGGGGUCUAUUG
Rotaria sp. Silwood2 is the source of this 165-nucleotide messenger RNA. The record is from the annotation of a GenBank genome assembly. Lineage: Eukaryota; Metazoa; Rotifera; Eurotatoria; Philodinida; Philodinidae.